AUGUUCGGUCUGCUGGGAACACUAGUAAUCGGCUGCACGAUAUUUUCUUUGGUAUAUUUAUAUCGCCACUACAGCUACUGGCUACGACGUGGAAUUCUACAAGAAACUCCAUUGCCUUUGAUUGGAAAUUUCAAAGGCCUGGGAACCACACAUCACUUGCGGGACAUCUAUCAACGUUUAUAUAAUGAAUUUAAAGGCCAGGCACCUUUUGCGGGAUGUUAUAUGUUUAUGCAGAGGUCGGCAUUACUAUUAGAUUUGGAUUUAAUAAAAAAGGUGUUGGUUAAAGAUUUUCAAUAUUUUCAAAAUCGUGGUGGUUUUCAUAACGUCGAAGAUGAUCCUCUGACGGGGCAUUUGAGCAACUUAAAAGGAGAGCAGUGGCGUAAAAUGAGAGCUAUGCUAACACCGGUCUUUACCACGGCACGUAUGAAAUAUAUGUUUCCGACAGUUGUUAAAGUGGGUAAAAUUUUAUUGCAAACCAUCGAUGAGGUCUUGGAGGAGAAACGUAAGGAUCCAGUGUUAGAAAUCAAGGACCUGUGUUCACGUUUUACCACCGAUGUCAUUGCCAAUUGUGCCUUCGGCAUUGAGUGCAGUAGCCUAAAGGACCCCAAGACGGAAUUUCGUCAAAAAGGCAUUGAGAUUUUUACCAAACCGCGGCAUCACCCCUUGCUGCUAUUGUUCAUGGUAAUGAAUCCGAAUAUUUGCCAACGUCUAAGAAUGAAAUUAUUUCCCGAUGACCUGACGGAAUUUUUCAUGAGCGUUAUACGCCAAACUGUGGAAUAUCGUUUGGAAAAUAAUAUAAAAUCCAAUGAUUUUAUAGAUCUCAUGAUUGAAAUGAAGGCCAGAGAGGGAGAGGGGAUAAGUUUUGAGCAGAUGGCUGCCUUUACGUUCGAUUUCUUUUUGGCCGGGUUUGAAACCUCAUCGACCACAAUGGCGUUUACUUUAUACGAAUUGGCAAGGAAUCCAGAAAUUCAGGAACAUCUAAGAGAAGAAAUUUUGGGAAUUUUAGGGGAGGACGAUACGGAACUCCGCUAUGAAGAUAUACAAAAAAUGACCUACUUAGAGCAGACGAUUUCAGAAACUUUGCGCCUAUAUCCCGUCCUCGCUGGCCUAAUACGUGUUGCCACACACGAUUACCACGUCCCCCACACAGGGCACACCAUUGAAAAGGAUAUUCAAAUAAUCAUACCUAUCCAUGCCAUUCACCAUGAUUCCGAUUAUUAUGAAAAUCCCGAGGAGUUCAAUCCAAAUCGCUUUGGCGCGGAGGCAUCUGAGAGACGUCACCCCUCAGCAUAUUUACCAUUUGGUGAGGGUCCACGAAGUUGCAUUGGUAUGCGUUUUGGUAAAAUGCAAACGAAAAUAGGUUUAAUAUUUCUAUUGAGCAAAUAUCGUUUUGAGUGUUGCCCCCUAACGCAAGUUCCAAUGGAAUUGGAUAAGAGGGGAUUUUUCGUAACUUCGAAAAAUGGAAUAUAUUUAAAAGUUGUUGGAAUAAAGAGAAGGGUGUGGAGAAUUCACUGA
Molecule: messenger RNA, 1515 nt
Organism: Musca vetustissima
Lineage: Eukaryota; Metazoa; Arthropoda; Insecta; Diptera; Muscidae
Product: probable cytochrome P450 6a14
Exons: 2
Coding region: 1-1515 (504 amino acids)
Molecular function (GO): iron ion binding; monooxygenase activity; heme binding
Source: RefSeq, a predicted model, not a curated record